This is a messenger RNA of Oldenlandia corymbosa var. corymbosa, 1374 nucleotides long. Lineage: Eukaryota; Viridiplantae; Streptophyta; Magnoliopsida; Gentianales; Rubiaceae. The record is from the annotation of a GenBank genome assembly.
AUGAUGAAGACAGACGGCGCCGGGGGCGCCGGCGCCGCCAGUAUCCCGAUUGUCCCGCUCCUCCUCUGCUUUGUUCUCUUCUUCGUUGCUCCGGCACCCGUUCUUUCGGAGAUCCGUUCAUCCGAAAUCCGCAACGAUGCCCGACUCAUUGUCCCAUUCGGCGAGUUCGGGUUCACUCCCCGUGGUCGCCUCCAGCUGAAUGUCUCCGGCAUAUCUUUCUCCCCUUCGCCGCCGACCAACCUCGAUCUCUCCAAAGUGGGUUUCUUCCUCUGCACCCGCGACGGAUGGGUCCGGGUCAUACAACAAAUCGAGGACUCCGAGAUCACAUGUAUCCUCAACUCCGACGCCGUCAUUCCCAUCUUCACCUUCCAAGACGGCGUCGUCCCGUCCUUCACCAAAGACUACAACGUCACCGACCCCGAUCGGUACACUCUCGCCUUUGCCAAUUGCCUCCCGGAAAAGCUCAAAGUUUCCAUGGACGUCAUCUCUUCCAUGUACAAUCUCGAGAAAUCCAGCUCCGGCGACAGCAUUACCCUUACCCGGGAUUACCUCUCCGCCGGUAAAACCGUACUCCCUAGGGUUUACUUCCUUUUCUCUAUAGCCUAUUUCGGAUUAGCGGGUUUAUGGGUUUACGUUCUGUACAAAAAGAGAGUAUCGUUUUAUGCAAUUCAUUUGUUCAUGCUGGCUGUGGUAAUUCUGAAAGCGUUCAACUUGCUGUGUGAAGCUGAGGACAAGUCUUACAUAAAAAGAACGGGAACUCCACAUGGAUGGGAUGUUUUGUUCUACAUUUUCAGCUUCUUUAAAGGGAUCACCUUGUUCACCUUGAUUGUCUUGAUAGGGACAGGGUGGUCUUUCUUGAAACCUUAUUUGCAGGACAAAGAAAAGAAGGUUCUAAUGGUGGUGAUCCCGCUUCAGGUGGUGGCGAAUGUAGCGCAGGUUGUGAUCGAUGAGACUGGCCCAUCCGGGGAAGAUUGGAUGGCUUGGAAACAGGUUUUUUUGUUGGUGGAUGUGGUUUGCUGUUGUACGGUUUUGUUCCCAAUUGUUUGGUCCAUUAAGAAUUUGAGGGAGGCAGCACGGACAGAUGGGAAGGCAGCCGUGAAUUUGAUGAAGUUGACGUUGUUUAGGCAGUAUUAUGUUGUGGUCAUUUGCUAUAUUUACUUCACAAGGGUUGUAGUUUUCGCAUUAGAAACCAUUACUUCCUAUAGGUAUGUUUGGACAAGUGUGGUGGCAGGAGAAUUGGCGACCCUUGCGUUUUAUGUUUUCACGGGGUAUAAAUUUAGGCCUGAGGCUCACAAUCCGUAUUUCGUGGUGGAUGAUGAAGAAGAGGAGGCAGCAGCUGAGCAGUUGAAGCUUGAAGAUGAGUUCGAAUUGUGA